AUGAGCAGUGGAAUUGCAUCCGGCAGCGAUAUUUCAUACUUGGGCGAUAAUUUAUUGAAUGUGAAAUGUUGCGCUAGUGAGCGACUGUCACCAACUCCAAACGCACAGUUGGAUGAUAUGACGAAGGCUUAUGCAUCCAUAAUAUCACAUUGCGGUGAAGAUAUCCAUAGACAGGGCCUCAUCAAAACACCUGAACGUGCCGCGAAAGCAAUGCUUUUCUUCACGAAAGGAUAUGAAGAAAAUCUUGAUGAUGUGGUCAACGAAGCAAUAUUCGAUGAAGAUCACGAUGAAAUGGUGAUUGUUCGUAACAUUGAGAUGUUUUCAAUGUGUGAACAUCACAUGGUACCGUUCAUUGGCAAAGUUCAUAUCGGUUAUUUGCCGAACAAAAAAGUGAUUGGCUUAAGCAAAUUGGCUAGAAUCGUUGAUAUGUUCAGUCGACGUCUUCAAGUACAAGAGCGAUUAACGAAACAAAUUGCCGUUGCGAUAACAGAAGUUCUCCAGCCAACUGGAGUUGCGGUGGUAGUUGAAGCAAGCCAUAUGUGUAUGGUACUACGUGGUGUGCAAAAAAUCAACGCAACCACUACAACCAGCUGUAUGUUGGGCGUGUUUCGAGAGGAUGCCAAGACAAGAGACGAAUUCCUGGCUCUGAUCAAAGUGUAA
Anisakis simplex (herring worm) is the source of this 660-nucleotide messenger RNA. Lineage: Eukaryota; Metazoa; Nematoda; Chromadorea; Rhabditida; Anisakidae. The record is from the annotation of a GenBank genome assembly.